Pocillopora verrucosa is the source of this 2401-nucleotide messenger RNA. NCBI's taxonomy places the organism in Eukaryota, Metazoa, Cnidaria, Anthozoa, Scleractinia, Pocilloporidae. The record is from RefSeq and is a predicted model, not a curated record.
GUGGCCGUUCUCUGGAAUUAUUACUCACGAGCGUUUUCUGAGAACAUGCUCUUUGUAUUCUACUGCUUCGUUCUCGUCGUUUUGGCUUCCCUAAUACCAGAAGGACAAGGUAACUGCCGUAAUUUGAAGUUUACCAGUUUUCCUAAACGUGGCUACAGGUUGGAGAAUCACACGGUUCGAACUAUUGAAGUAUUCGACGAGGAUCUCUGCAUGGCGCAAUGCUACCUGGAACCUAACUGCGUCAGUUAUAACUUCCAUACGAUAAUACAGCUGUCUGGAACACACAAGUGUGAUCUGAAUAACGCUACUAUUGAACCCGAUAAAGAUCUGGUGAAAAACGAAAGUUAUAUUUACCGCGGUGCUGAGAAUGCUUGUGCCAGAAAUCCUUGCAAGAAUAAUGCAACAUGCCAAGCUGGGUUUACAGACAGAGGUUAUCAGUGUUUAUGUGUUCUUGGAUCUGGAUUUGAAGGCCAUGAUUGUGGUGAAGAUAUAGAUGAGUGUAUCAACAAGAAACACAGCUGCGAAGGCAAUACGACAUGCAAUAACACCAUCGGAUCGUAUAUCUGCAGGCGUAAGGAGGGAUAUCAAGAAAUUGAGACAAACUGUACUGACAUAGAUGAUUCUUGUAAAGAAACAAAUGGCUCUGAUGUAAAUGCUGAGUGUAACAAUACCCUGAGAUCUUACAACCACACGUGUAAAUAUGGAUUUCAAGAGAAUGAAAACAAUUGCACAGACUUGAACGAAUGUACUGACGGAACACACAGUUGUGAUAAGGAUGCUGAGUGUAACAAUACCUUGGGAUCUUACAAGUGCACGUGCAAACAUGGAUUUCAUGGAAAUGGAACUAACUGCACAGAUUUGGACGAAUGCUCUGACGGAACACACAACUGUGAUGUAAAUGCUGAUUGUAACAAUACCUUGGGAUCUUACAAGUGUUCGUGUAAAGAUGGAUUUCAUGGAAAUGGAACUUACUGCACAGAUUUGGACGAAUGCACUGACGAAACACACACCUGUGAUGUGAAUGCUAAAUGUAACAAUACCUUGGGAUCUCACAGCUGCACGUGUAAAGAUGGAUUUCAAGGAAAUGGAACGAACUGCAUAGGGUUUACAGCUGUGUUUACAAAUCUUGGUAAGAGUGGAAGGAAAGGUUCAGAGUCGAUUGGUAGUUACUACACAGGUCAGGAUCAUGACGGACAAGUUGCAGUGUCCAGCGGUAUUCAACAGUGGACUGUGCCACAUACUGGUGAAUACAGAAUAGAAGCAAUAGGAGCUUCCGGGGGAUACGGUGAGGACAGUAUCAUCAAGAACGGAGGAAGAGGGGCACGGAUGAUUGGACACUUUAAUUUGACAAAAGAUGAGAUCAUACAUGUCCUUGUUGGUCAAAAAGGGAAAAGAGGAGAUCACGACAAACAAACUGCUGGAGGCGGAGGAGGUACAUUUGUAGUGAAAGAAGACAACACGCCUUUGAUUAUAGCUGGAGGUGGAGGGGGAAUUAAAAAUAUGUCAGAACAACAUCUGAGAUGUGAUGCGUCCACAAGCACCACAGGGAAUGCAGGGGACAACUCGCCAUUGGGUUCGGGGGGAAGCAACGGACAUGGAGGACCUACAAAUGGUUGGUUUUCUGGUGGCGGCGGCGGCGGCGGCUUCCACACAAAUGGACACGAUUCAACGUGCCAAAAGUUGUUUAGUGGGGGGAAAGGAGGUUUCGGAUAUCAUCAAGGAGGAGUGGGUGGAGUGUAUUGGGGUGGGUUUGGAGGUGGCGGUGGUUUUUGUCGAGGAGGGAAGGGACCGGGCGGAGGUGGAGGUUAUUCUGGGGGAAGUGGUGGGGCUAAUGAACAUAUUUCCUGUGGGGGAGGGGGAGGUUCUUUUAACAAUGGAACAAGUCAGUGUAAUGAAUGUUGCUAUAAUAGCGCUGGUCAUGGCUGGGUAAACAUCACAUUUUUCCAAUGAAGAGCACAUGGCAACACUUUUGUUAACGUUUAGUGGUAAACUACUUUCGCUUAAACGUGUCCUUAAUGCAAAUACAGUUUCCAAUUGGCCAAUAAAUAAACAGGUAAAGAAUUUGCACUUGUUCGUAUUUUGCACAAAAAAAAAUUUGUGAAGUUGGUUCUCCAUAUUCAUAUACAUUUCAAUAACUGUAUUUCCUCGAAUAAGCAUCUGCCAGGCGCUUACUUAUAAUUUUGGCUAAAGGGAGGGGCGCUUAUCGGAAGAGGGAUGCUUAUUCGAGGGGGGGCGCUCGUAAGGAAUCUAUUAACCUGUACUAAUUCCACUGUAGCUGAAGCUUAAAAAGUUCUAUAUAAAGUGGCAAUACAAAUUGAUUUUAUAGGCAAGGGAGCAGAUGCCAGGUCUGUCCCAAUUGUGCUCGCAAAAUGCUGAAAAGUUGCUCUCUGAAAUGUCAAAA